This is a messenger RNA of Aureobasidium vineae, 1482 nucleotides long. Lineage: Eukaryota; Fungi; Ascomycota; Dothideomycetes; Dothideales; Saccotheciaceae. The record is from the annotation of a GenBank genome assembly.
AUGGAGAGUGUAAACAAAGAACAGCUUACCAUCUCCGAAACACACCCAUGGAGAGUGAUACCGUCCGUAGUUGAUGGCCUUGUCCCACUGCAGCGCAAAGUCCUCCAUACUCUUCUCCAGCAGAAAUCUCGGAAGGAGAGAAAAGUCAACGAACUCGCUGGAAGUGUGACAACGCUCUUCACACGCAAUCCUGAUCAUGAGGAGAUAGAGGAAAAUAUCAUCAAACUUGCACAUAAUUUUGCGGGAGCGAACAACAUCAACUACUUGGAACCAUCCGGAUGGUUCGGAUCCCGCAGAGAAGGCGGCAAAGAUGCAGCCAGUGGAAGGUUGCUCUUUACAAGAUUAUCUAAUUUGACAUGCGUUGUCUUCUCUGCACAAGACGAAAGCCUUUUGGUCCGUCGUUUGCGUAAAGGCAAACCAGGAGAGCCAAGAACAUAUGUACCAGCCCUGCCUACGAUCCUCGUCAACGGAUACAACGCCAGUGGUCACGAUUGGCAAACGCACAUUCCUCCAUACAACCCAAAGGACAUCAUCCAAAACCUUCGCCGCAGGAUUAGAGGAAGCUCCAAGAGUGAUAUGCAGCCUAUGCAACCAUGGUUUCGCAGCUGGACGGGUCAGAUCGCAAAAGUCGACCGAACCCAUUACUCCAUGGCAGGAAGGUUAGACAGAACUUCUGAAAACGUUGUAGAGGUCACCGAACUACCGCCUCGUCUAUGGACACAAGACUUCAAGUCCGAGCUCGACAAACUUGCCUCCGAACCCUCGCCUACGGUUAAGAGCUACACCGAGCAUCCAGCGACUCAAGGUGUACAUUUUAUCAUUGAGCUGAACGGCCCUGGUAUGGAUACUGCAACUCAAAGAGACUUAGAAUCCAAGCUGAGUCUUCACAAGACCAUCACGACCGAUAAUCUCGUUGCUCUAGAUGAAAGCGGACAAGUCCAGAAGUAUGCUACAGAUCUCGAUAUUCUGGAAGAUUUUUACCUAUCUAGGUUCAAAUCUUAUGGAAGGAAAAAACACCUUCAACUCUCGACCAUGAAACAAGAUCUGACGAAGUGGAUCGAUCAAUCACGAUUCGUCCAGCUGCUCUUGGGAGGAGACAUCGACAUAGCUCAGGACAGGGAUACUAUUGUCGGAGACUUGAUUCAGCACGGUCUCAUACCUGUCGAAAACUAUGAUUAUAUAUUUGUAACCAAANAGAGAAAACGCGAUGUCGACUGUAAGCCCACGGUCCUUGGCUAUGAACACUUGUUUGAGAUGACCGUGGCUUCAAUGAUGCCAGGCCCUAUGCAAGAGCUCGAAUUACUGAUCACCAGCAAGAAGGAGCAGAUUGCGGAGCUCGAACAGAAAUCAGUCGAGGACAUGUGGGAAGCCGACCUUGAGGCGGUUGAAGAAGCGUGGAAUCGACAGCUGGAAUUCGAUCGCACGCAUCCGACUCCAAUCUGCAAGAGAUGCAGAGGCCUUGGCUGUGUACAACAACUGUAG